AUGAAGGAGGAGGUGGGGGAGGAGGGGAUGGAGUCGUUCGAGCCGACGGAGGACGAGCUGGUGCUGCACUUCCUGCGGCCGCGGCUGCGCGGGUUCGCGCCGCGCGUGGCGGGCGCGGUGGUGGAGGCGGACCCGUGCGCGGCGCCGCCGUGGGAGCUGCUGGAGCGGCACGGCCUGCUGGGGCGCGGCCACGGCUACUUCUUCGCGGCGCGGCGGCGCGGGAAGGUGCGGCGCACCCCGGAGGGCGGCGGCGGCGCGUGGAUGCACAGCGGCAACAAGGAGGACCGCCGGUCCGUGACGGAGCUGGGCGUGGUCGCGCGCUGGUGCAUGACGCGGUACUGCUUCUACCUCCGCGGCGGCGACGGGGCGCAGCAGGGGCGGCGGAGCACCGGGUGGGUCAUGUCCGAGUACGAGAUCACGGACCCGCGGUGCUACCGCCGCGCCGAGGAGGACCAGUACUGGGUGCUCUGCCACGUCCGCCGCAGCAUCAGGGAGAACGUCAAGCCGCGCUCCCGGAGGCGGUAG
Triticum turgidum subsp. durum (durum wheat) is the source of this 525-nucleotide messenger RNA. The record is from the annotation of a GenBank genome assembly. NCBI's taxonomy places the organism in Eukaryota, Viridiplantae, Streptophyta, Magnoliopsida, Poales, Poaceae.